AAAAUCAUAGUAGCUCUCUUGUCCUCGUCAACACUCACCAAUGUCAGUCUCUCUUCCCUUCAUGUCUAAGCAUUACAAUUCAAUUUUUUCUUCCCCCAAAUCUACCCAAAAUAUAACCUCCAAUCUCCAUUUCUCUUUACCAUAUCUUCACAAUUCUUGAAAAUUCUUUGGAAAUGAGGACUAAAGCCAAUCCAACAUUGAGCUUCAAGGUGCUCCUCCUUGGAGUUUUCAUUGCUUUCUUGCUCCUUUUUGUGUUGAGAUCUAGCUUAUCAUUGUCAAAACAAGAAUCUUCUUCCCCCUUUUCACAAACAAAUCAUCUUCCGAAAACCUUAAUUCCCAAGAAAGAAUCAUCAAAUCCUGAAAACUGCUCACCAAGUUGUUCAAAAAUCCCAAAAUCUCUCGCACAGGCUCUUAUUCAUUACACAACUUCAACAAUCACCCCACAACAAACCCUCAAAGAGAUCUCAGUGACAGCAAGAAUCCUGGAGAAGAAAUCCCCUUGCAAUUUCCUCGUUUUCGGGCUAGGUCACGACAGCCUGAUGUGGAGCUCACUCAACUAUGGAGGCAGAACAAUCUUCCUGGAAGAAGAUGAAGCCUGGAUUGAGCAAGUCCGGCGGCGCUUUCCCAUGCUGGAGUCCUACCACGUCACUUACGACAGCAAAGUGAACCAGGCGAAUAACUUGAUGGAAGUCGGGAAGGGCCCCGAGUGCACGGUAGUAAGUGAUCCAAAAUUUUCGAUGUGCCAGCUCGCCUUGAAGGGUCUUCCGGCUGAAGUUUAUGACAUAAAAUGGGACCUGAUAAUGGUGGACGCGCCAACAGGGUACUACGAGGAGGCUCCGGGGAGAAUGACUGCGAUUUAUACAGCAGGAAUGAUGGCGAGAAACAAAGAAAUUGGCGAAACCGAAGUGUUUGUGCAUGAUGUGAAUCGAGUUGUGGAGGAUAAUUUCUCCAAGGAAUUUUUGUGUGAAGGUUACAUGAAGAAACAGGAAGGGAGGCUCAGACAUUUCACAAUUCCAAGUCAUAGAGAUGGUUCUCAGAGAACCUUUUGUCCUGAGUAGAUAGAUUUUCUGUGGUGGUUUUGUGAUAUGUUUAAUCGGUUCUUUUGAUGCCCAUUUUUUUUCCAGGGAAAAUUGAGUGUGCAUUUUCUUGGCAGGAAAUUUGUCCUGGCAUUUGAGUUUUUACAUGGAAACAAACAGAUUGGAGAGUCUAAUGCCCUCUUGAUUUUCAUCUAAUGAAAGACUAAUAACACAGCUGGGAUUUGAUUGUAAUGAAGAACAAACAGAAAUGGAAAAUUCAUUAUUGUUAGAACGUUAUA
Pistacia vera is the source of this 1315-nucleotide messenger RNA. Its product is annotated as glucuronoxylan 4-O-methyltransferase 1-like. Bases 174 to 1058 code for a protein of 294 amino acids. Lineage: Eukaryota; Viridiplantae; Streptophyta; Magnoliopsida; Sapindales; Anacardiaceae. The transcript has a single exon. The record is from RefSeq and is a predicted model, not a curated record. Gene Ontology annotation, biological process: xylan biosynthetic process.